Musa acuminata subsp. malaccensis (wild Malaysian banana) is the source of this 1313-nucleotide messenger RNA. RefSeq names its product B3 domain-containing protein Os03g0120900-like. Gene Ontology annotation, molecular function: DNA-binding transcription factor activity; DNA binding. The record is from RefSeq and is a predicted model, not a curated record. Lineage: Eukaryota; Viridiplantae; Streptophyta; Magnoliopsida; Zingiberales; Musaceae.
GAAAACCUGACCAACCUCUGCACCACUUGUCUUUAGUCAAAGCUGAAGAUGGAGUUCACAAGUGGAAGAAGGGAUGGAUUGUACAUUAUAGGAGAGGAAAAGCAGAAGGACGCCUUCACGUAUCCUUCCAUCUUUGCUCUAUCUUCUUCCUCCUCGUCGCCAUCCACAUCCACUGCCUUCAGAUGGCAUGUUCGUCCAUGUGAUGGAGGCGCCGCCGGAGAUGGCCGCAGAGAAAGCGAUUUCUUCACGGAGAAGGAGCACAUGUUCGACAAGGUGGUCACGCCGAGCGAUGUCGGGAAGCUGAACCGGCUGGUGAUCCCAAAGCAGCAUGCCGAGAGGUACUUCCCGCUUGACCCGGCAGCGCAAGAGAAAGGGCUGUUGUUGAGCUUCGAGGACCGGACGGGGAAGUCAUGGCGCUUCCGCUACUCCUACUGGAACAGUAGCCAGAGCUACGUCAUGACCAAGGGCUGGAGCCGAUUUGUCAAGGAGAAGAGGCUCGACGCCGGGGAUAUCGUCUCCUUCGGCCGCGGUGUCGGCGAGUCUACAAGAGAUCAGCACUACAUAGACUGGAAGCCGCGGCCAGUGAACGGUGACAUACCCAUGCUACCGUUAAAUCCGCUCACCGGAGUAUCCUUGGCGCGUCCAUUAGGACCAUGGGGCGGCCAGUUCUUCAUCCCUCCGAGGGCAGGACACGACCACCACCGCCCUGGUUUCGGGUACAACGGCAUGAACUGGGGCAGUACCGGUGGAGGUCAGCUUCUUUUCUUUAGAUCUUCGAUGGCGAGGCCACCGCAGAUUGCAGCGCAACGUGACAGCGGCAGCGGCCCGCCCAUGGUUCUCAGUUCACCACCACUCGUUCGCAACCAGGCUGAAGCCAAGCGCGUUAGGCUGUUCGGUGUGAACCUCGACUGCCCGGAGUCCAAAGGCGACGAGCAUUUAGUCCCUAGUGCUCGAUCUCCAAGCGCAGCACAGCUUCAGCCAGCUUCAACGCUCCCCUUCCACCCGCUUCCUCACGGGAGCAUGGAGUUCUCGGAAGCUUCGUCAUCAACCAACAAGGAUCUACACUUACCUUUGGAUCUUGGCUUGUGAGAAGCAACAAGAGAUCAAGAGACGACAACACCACCAUCACCCUCCCGAGGAACUGAAUGGAUGCUGAACUUGGUGUGAGGAAGGUUUACAAGAUUCUUUUCUUGAAAUAUGCACUUCUACCUGAGAAAUGGAAGGAUAUGGAGGGAUGUAUCUGCAGUAAUAUUUCCUUUUCGUGUAUUUCUUCUUCUAUAUAAUCUUUGCUUCCAAGUGUACGUAUUUUAAUU